Messenger RNA from Amborella trichopoda, 5329 nucleotides. Its product is annotated as ARM repeat superfamily protein. Gene Ontology annotation, cellular component: chromatin; nucleus. Lineage: Eukaryota; Viridiplantae; Streptophyta; Magnoliopsida; Amborellales; Amborellaceae. The record is from RefSeq and is a predicted model, not a curated record. Gene Ontology annotation, biological process: DNA repair; mitotic sister chromatid cohesion.
UCCAGGGUUGCCGUCAUACAACACAAGCGCGCCAAUGAACUUUUAGGAGUGAGAGUUUAGAGAGAGAGGAAAAGAGGGGAAAAUUGCAGAGGCGGUUAUAAGCGCGCGAUAACCUUCUCCGUCUUAAUGUAAUUCGCCCUUAAAUUCAGAGAAAGAAGCUUUGGCUUGCAAUGCUCCAAACCCUAAUCUGGAAAACCCCAUCCUUUUUUCGGUGAAAUGGAGGUUGUAUAAGGAAGAGGGGCUUGGUUAUUCUGUUUAGGUUUUAGCAUAUCAGCCAUGGCUAGCGCGGUCGAGCCUGCCCUGACUGAUGUAGGAAAACGCCUUUCUAAGUCUCAACUCAACAAGGACUCUCUCAUUAAAUUGCUUAAGAAAGCUGUGAGUGGUUUACAGGAGUUAGGUCAGGCUCCAUCAUUGCAAUCUGUUCUAGAACCCAUAAGUGAUUCCCUUGUUAGACAUAAUCUUUUCCAGCAUAAAGAUAAGGAUGUGAGACUUCUAGUGGCAGUGUGCUUUAGUGAAAUCUUUCGGAUCUUGGCGCCUGAGAUUUCUUACAGUGAUGAUACAUUAAGGGAGAUUUUUCAACUGUUCAUCAGCAUCUUCAAAGAUCUUGAUGAUACAUCCAGCCCUUACUUUACGAAAAGGGUUAACAUCCUGGACAUAGUUGCAAGAGUCCGGUGCUGCGUAUUGAUGCUCGACAUUGGCUGUGACGAUUUGGUUCUGGAAAUGUUCAAUGUCUUCUUUUCUGUUUUGAGAGAAGAUCAUCCACAGAGUGUGUUCCAGGGUUUCUGUUCUAUAGUUACACUAAUUAUAGAUGAAAGUGGGGAAGUUUCUCAACCACUGUUGGAUGUGAUUCUGCGUAAUCUAUUGAAGGGGAAAUUUCAAAAAAGAAUUGUACUGAAGGAGAAAAAAAAGAGUUUGCCUUUUGCUUCCUUUAGGCUCUCUGUUUCUGCCAUUCAGAACUGCGCAGCAAAGCUUGAGCCAUCUGUUCGACGGUUUUUGACAUCUUCAAUUUUAGACAGUGGCCCUACAGGGAGUGAGCUUCAAGGGUCCUACCAUGAAAUUAUAUUUGAAAUUUUCCAGUGCGCUCCUCAGAUGCUUCUUUCUGUCAUUCCUAAUUUGAUUCAGGAGUUACUGACAGAGCAUGUAGAUGUCCGCAUAAAGGCUGUUCGAUUGCUUGGGAGGAUUUUUGCUUUACCUGGGCAUCAUGCUGCUCAUGAAUAUCAUCAACUCUUUGUUGAGUUCUUGAAAAGAUUCUCUGACAAGUCUGCUGAAGUAAGGCUUAUUGCAGUUGAGUGUGCAAAAGGAUGCUUCAUGGCCAACCCUUCAGGGCCAGAAACACUGGAAAUUGUCGCUGCUCUAAAAGGAAGGCUCUUGGAUUUUGAUGAUAAAGUGAGGAUGCAAGUUGUGAAUGUAAUUUGUGACAUAGCAAAAGUUAGCCCUAGAUGUAUUCCAUCAGAAUUGAUUAUGGAUGCUUCUGAACGUCUCCGUGAUAAGAAGGUUGUUGUUAGAAAGAAUGCCAUGCAUAAGUUGCUGGAUCUGUAUAGGGAGUACUGCAAGCAAUGCUCUGUUGGUGUCCUUACACUAGAUGACAGUUUUGAGAAAAUUCCAAGUAGAAUUCUGACGCUUUGUUAUGAUAAAGACUGCAAAGAAUUCAGGCCUCAGGGGAUGGAGCUUAUAUUUGGAGAAGAUCUGUUCCCUGUAUCUCUUCCAGUUGAGGAGCGGACUAAACACUGGAUUUCUUUGUUUUCUUUCUUUCAAAUGCCCCAAAAGAAGGCAUUUGAGUCUAUGUUAUCUCAGAAAUGGAGAUUGCAAAAGGAGAUGCGGCUUUAUUUAGCAUUGCGACAGGAAGCGAAGGAGAAUUGUAAUGAGGAACUUAAUCAGAAGAUUCUGGCUUCUUUCAAAGCAAUGUCUACUUCAUUUGUUGACCCUUCAAAGAUGGAGGAAUGCUUCCAGAAAUUGCAUCAGAUGAAAGACAAUAACAUAUUUAAGGCAAUGCAGCAGCUACUAGAUGAAGUGACAUGUGUUGAGACUGCUCAAACCAUUCGCGAGGGCUUGCUAGAGAAGAUAGGGAAGCAGCAUUCCCAUUAUGAUUUUUUGAGGAUACUCUCUUUGAAGUGCUCUCAUAAUCUAUUCAGUGGCAAACUUGUACAAUGUAUUCUGCUAGAAUUCUUAUCCUGUGGUACUGCUGCGAAUCAGACUGCACGGGUGUCAUGCAUCGAUCUUCUUUUGAUAGUUGCGAGCUUCUUUCCUCUUUUGCUAAGAGGAUCUGAAGAACUAUUUGUGAGACUGUUAACCGAGAAUGAUGGACCUUCAAAAGAUAAGCUUCUUUUGCUGUUAACUAAGGCAGGCCCCGUAAUGCACAUCAAAUUCAGCACUUUAUAUCGCAUCUUGAGGGAACUAGGUUUGGAGGGGACUCGCCUGGAAGCCAAGUAUUCUAUUUCUGCACUUGCCUCAUUGAAUGCUGAUUCCAGUGAGCAGGCCUUCUCACACCUUUACAAGGAACUUGUGGAAUCUCUAAAUGCUGGCCGAAUCAAUCCAACUAUGUUACAGUCUUUGGGUUGCAUUGCACAAUAUUCAGUGUUAUUAUUCAAGACCUAUGAGGACCAAAUUAUGAAGUUAAUUUUUCAAAAGUUAUUUCAAAUGGAUGCUUUUGAAAUGCUACAAGAGCAAUCUGCAGGUCAUGAUAAUUCUAUUUGCGGCAGCCAUUGUGAGCUAAAGGUAUGUGGGCUUAAAACUCUCGUCAAGAGUUAUUUACCAUACAAAGGAGCUCGUGAUGAUCUUAACAUUAAAGGGUUGUUGAGCAUCUUGUUGAAGCUACUUCAGUAUGGAAACAUUUCUGAAGAAGUUCUUUCAAGUGAAAGUGACAAGGCUCAUGUCAGAUUGGCUGCGGCAAAGUCUGUCGCCCGACUUGCCCGGAGAUGGGAUUGGCAUAUAUCACCUCAGCUUUUUCACUUAACGGUACAACGAGCUCAGGACUCAUCUGAUUAUGUUCGCAGGCUUUUUUUGGGAAAAAUCCAUAAGCUCUUGAAGGAGCAUGCCAUUCCAAACAAAUAUGCAUGUUCAUUUGCAUUGGCUUCAUCAGAUUGCCUAAAACAUAUCCGUGAUGAUUCAGCAAAAUAUUUAGCAGGAUUCAUUGAGGAAUACCGACGAGAAGCUCAAAAACGUCAAGCAUCUGCCAUCCAAGAUUUGGAAGGUGCAACCAUGAUGAACUUCCCGGAAUAUGUUCUGGUGUUCCUAGUUCAUGUUCUUGCUCAUGAUCCAGGCUUCCCAGAUCAAGACUCUGAAGAUGAAGAUGUUUAUACUAGAUUUUGCAGCCCACUGGUUCUAUUCUUGAAGGCACUAAUUACCCCUGAUCUUGUGGAUAACUCCAAGGAUGGGUGUGACAAUGUAUCAUAUAUAGUUAGUAUAUUUUCUGCCAUUAAAAAGGCUGAGGAUGCUGCAGAUAAAAGCCUGACUUCUAGGUUAUGUAUUUUAUCUGAUAUUGGAAUUCAUGUUACAAAAGCAUUUGGACAUAACACCUCUUCUGCUCAGACACCAAGAUUGGUGUAUCUGCCGGCAUCAUUUUAUAGAGUUAGUGAGGAUGCAAAGACUGAGAAAGGUGAUGUGAACCAUCUAUCGGAUUAUUUGAUUGAUGGAAAGCUCAUAGAAAAGAUCUUUAAUGGGUCUGGAUCAUGUAGUGCUCAGGAAUGCUCUUUACUUCCAAAUGAUAGAAAGAACACUUCAAAGACACUUCUUUCGUGGAAGCAAGCUGAGUCAUUGCUGAGUGAAGUAGAAGAAGAAAGGGACAAUUCUGUUCGUCAUGCAAAGGGAAAUUUUGUAAAAUCAAAUCAACAAGUCAACCCAAAAGGAAAGCGUAAAGGUGCCCCAUCACCUAUUUCGGAGCAACUACUAUUUGCGGGUUCCGCUGACCAUAAGAAGCUAAAACAAUCAUCAAAGAACAUUGAGUCUGGAGUGUUAAAAAAAAAACUUGUUCCUCUCACUAGCUCUAUCACGGCGAACCGAUCAACUACUUCUUCAGUAAUAUCUGAAAAGGAGGCAGGAAACUUAAACGGCAUUUUCAGGCUUCGUAAAGGAAAGAAGGUGAUCGGUGAAACUUCUAGUGAGGCUCUGAAAUUUUGUGAAAGCAAACGCAAUAGACCAUUCAAGUUUAAGGAGCUUAAAGAUGUGGAUGAGUUGGUUGGACAGAGAAUCAAACUAUGGUCACCAUUUGACAAGUGCUUCUAUAUUGGUAUUGUAAAUGAGUUUGAUCAUGAAAGCCAAACACACAAGAUAUCAUAUGAUAAUGGGGAAAUCGAGCGGCUUUGCUUAACGAAUGAGUGUUGGGAGCGGAUUAAUAAUGAGGAAUCUAACGGGCUUCUUUCAACAGAAAGUAAAGAUCAUCACAGAAGUUCAUUUAUUGCUACUGAAGUUUCGACAAUGGGUGAAACAGAAUCUUCUCACGCGCAUGAGAUUGUGCUGGAUUUUAAUCUCAGUAGUGAUGUGAGUGAUGAAGAGCUUGAUAAUUCCGGUGAAGAUAACAUGGUCUGUGUACCAUCUUCAUCAGACAAAGCAGAAGAGGACAUAAGCAAAGUGGAUAGUGAAGUGACUGCAGGAAAAAGGGAGCCAGGCCGGAGAGUACGCAAGCCAGGAGCUUCUACUACCACAACGUCGGUGUCAGAAGUUACUAACAUUGGUCUUCGACGUUCUCGUAGGAGGAGAAACUGAAUCUGCAUCCCUUGCUAGUGUACAUUGGUAGGAGACUUGAGUACAUGAAGAACAGCAUGCUUGUAAAUGCCCAUUUUGUCUCAUUUUACUCACCUUGUAUAUCUCGUCCGGGUUCCGUAGAAUUUUGCAUUUUUGCCUUUUCAAUGCGUCCUGCUUAGCACUGUUUUUUUAUAUAUCAAAAUUAAGCUGUGGUUUGGCCAUUUCCUAGCAGGCCGCCUUGUAUCCAUAGAUUUUGAUGUAUUUGUCCCUUGCUUGAUCCUCAUACUGCCCAAUAGAAUGAGAGGGUGAUUUGGAAGUCAUAGUUUUACAAGGAGAAUGGGAAUGCACGUGGCAAGGAAAUGAAACAAAAAGAGAAGCAAAAUCUUGUUGUGAUCUUACAUUUUGAGCCACAACCAAAUAGUAUUUGAGUCUGAUUAGUAUGAUCAUGUUAAUGUUGUGGUUGAAACGAGGCAUCACCACAGGAAUGGCUAGAGAUGGAGAAGGAUCAUGCCAAACAUUUCUCACUAAUUCAACAGUAUAUCGCUCACCUAUGAACGUUGAUUAGACGGUGAUGACCAUAUGGCAACUUUACCAUGAUCUUAUAGAUCUUAGUACAUUUUUUUUUCCAAAUCAACCUGAUUUUAGAUCU